GGAUUUAUCGUCAGAAUUUAUGGAAUAAAUUGAAGUAUAAAAAAAUGGAAAAUGCAUAUUGAAGAAUAUGAGCGACAGACAGCCUGCGUCAGCCAUGGUUCCAUCAAUUUAUUUUGUACGUUUUUAUUGAAUUAUUAUCCACGGCCUACAAAUGUAAGCUUGAAUAAACCGCAGCGAAUAAAUAAACUCCGAAGCACCUGUGUAACUUACACGGUGAAUAUUGUUCCAAUUAUUCUUAUUAUACCACAGCUAUAUAGCUCGCGACAAAACGCCAGUAUCAUAUUAGUUCAUUAAUCAGUGAUGGACAAUCAAAACUCUUGAAAAUUCCGAUUAGUCAGGUGUUUCUUAUCUUAAUGACAAUUUCCUAUCGAAUGUCAAAAAAAUGUACGCGAUAAUGGAAACACUUAUAUCUCUCCUACUAAUGACACAUUUAUCGGUAGCAGUACAUAUUUUAAAACUGCUUAACGAAUACAGUCUAACGACCACGUAUGGAAUAAAAACCGAACAAUUACCGCGAUUCAACGAAUAUGAUUUUAUAAUCGUUGGGGCCGGACCUGGUGGUUCUCCCGUAGCUAAUCGCCUGUCGGAAAAUGCAAACUGGAGGAUUUUACUUCUUGAAGCUGGUGGACCCGAGGGAAUCUUACAACAAAUACCCCUACUCUCGUCCUUGAACACGAAAUAUGAUUGGCAAUACACAUACGAGCCCCAGAAAAAUGCAUGUUUAGGAAUAAAAGAUCGGAGAUGCCCUUGUCCAAAGGGAAAAUCACUAGGUGGUACGAGCACCAUGAACAGCAUGCUCUACACAAGAGGGCAUAAAUUGGAUUUUGAUAUUUGGGCUCAACAGGGGAAUUACGGUUGGUCGUACGAAGAAAUUCUGCCUUACUUCAAGAAAAGUCAACGCGCUAAUCUGCGAGAACCAGUGGAUGAAUGGUAUCAUGGCAGGAACGGAUAUUUGCAUGUACAGAAUGCGCCGUGGAGCACUCCUCUCACGGCUGCAUUUUUGAAUUCGGGGAAACAGCUGGGGUACGACGUUGUUGACUACAAUGGACGACAACAGAUUGGAUUCUCGGAUAGUCAAUUGACCAUGGUGAAUGGUACACGAUGCAGUGCCUCAAAAGCGUAUCUGCGGAUAAGGCGAUUGAACUUGGAUAUCGUAACAGAAGCCACGGUUUCGAGGGUGUUAAUUGAUGACAACAAUCAUGCCUACGGUGUGGAGUUCAUUAAAAAUAAUAAAACAUAUCGAAUUAAUGCGGGUAAAGAGGUGAUUUUAUCAGCGGGUACAAUCAACACACCGAAAUUACUAAUGCUCUCCGGGAUCGGCCCCAAGGAUCAUCUCGACGAAUUGGGAAUCAAAGUGGUGAAGAAUGCCAGAGUGGGAUACAAUCUUGGUGACCAUGUGGGUUUCGUUGGUCUCACGUUUUUGGUAAACCAAAGUAUCACGCUUCUUGCAAAAAACAUAAGGACCCCAGAAUCUGUACUCCAAUAUGCUAUCAAUGGAACUGGUCCUUAUUCAACAGUAGUUCCUGCGGCACUCGCAUUCAUUCGCACAAAACUCGCAACUGAUGCACGACCCGACCUUGAACUAGUUCUGCGGACUAGGUCAUUCAAUACGGAUGGGGACGGGGGAAAGUCACGAAGUAUAAGUCGAGAAGUCUAUGACGCGAUUUGGAAGCCCAUUGAGGGUAAAGACGCCUGGGGAAUCUGGAUAGGCGCACAAUUGGCACGUAGCAAAGGACGUGUCACGUUGAGAUCAACUAAUAUUGAGGAUCACCCAAUCAUUGAUGCUAAUCUCUUGGACGAUCCAAAUGAUCUCGAAGUUCUUGUGGAAGGGGUUAAACUCGCGAUUGAGAUAUCCAAAUCCAAGACUUUCCAGUCAUAUGGCAGUAGACUGCAUGAUAUAAAAAUUCCAGGAUGCGAGACAUUUGAAUUUAACUGUGAUGAUUACUGGCGUUGUGCAAUUCGACGGUUAACAACUACUUUUAAUCAUGAGAUGGGCACCGCCAAAAUGGGUCCACCUACGGAUCCUACAGCUGUCGUUGAUCCUGAAUUGAGAGUUCAUGGAGUUGGGGGAUUGAGGGUCAUUGAUGCUUCCAUCAUGCCGGGAAUACCAGUGGGUCAUUUGACAGCCACAGUCUACAUGAUUGCCGAGAAAGGAGCCGAUAUGAUUAAGCAAUCCUGGGAGAAAUAGGACAACCCUGUUUUCCCAUCUUGUCUAUUAUUACCAGGCUACCCCCGGCUGAUGUGAUUUUGAAUUUUUUCCUGAAUCCACAGAUUUUUCUCCACACCUUUUAUUUCCAAGUCAAACCCAAUAUUCUCUGAUAAAUGUAAUUUAAUUGUUUAAUUGUAAAUAAAUAAU
Messenger RNA from Fopius arisanus, 2356 nucleotides. Its product is annotated as glucose dehydrogenase [FAD, quinone]. Bases 383 to 2188 code for a protein of 601 amino acids. The record is from RefSeq and is a predicted model, not a curated record. Lineage: Eukaryota; Metazoa; Arthropoda; Insecta; Hymenoptera; Braconidae. The transcript has 2 exons. Gene Ontology annotation, molecular function: flavin adenine dinucleotide binding; oxidoreductase activity, acting on CH-OH group of donors.